GCGACUGCACUAUAAGGUCCCAGUGUUACUUUCGUAACACUAUGAUUGUAUGUAAUUGUACGGGUAGCGGAUUCACAGGCACAUACUGUGAACAAAAUAUUGAUGACUGCUUGGCUAGUCCAUGUUUAAAUGGUGGUACAUGUAACGACGGAGUAAACGAAUAUACAUGUUCUUGUGCGCCAGGGUAUAAUGGUUCGAAUUGUGAAAUAGAUAUAGAUGAAUGCGUGGGUAAUCCAUGUAUAAAUGAUGGUACAUGUAACGACGGAGUAAACGAAUAUACAUGUUCUUGUGCGCCAGGGUAUACUGGUUCGAAUUGUGAAACAGAUAUAGAUGAAUGCGUGGGUAAUCCAUGUAUAAAUGAUGGUACAUGUAACGACGGAGUAAACGAAUAUACAUGUUCUUGUGCGCCAGGGUAUAAUGGUACAAAUUGUGAAAUAGAUAUAGAUGAAUGCGUGGGUAAUCCAUGUAUAAAUGAUGGUACAUGUAACGACGGAGUAAACGAAUAUACAUGUUCUUGUGCGCCAGGGUAUAAUGGUACAAAUUGUGAAAUAGAUAUAGAUGAAUGCGUGGGUAAUCCAUGUAUAAAUGAUGGUACAUGUAACGACGGAGUAAACGAAUAUACAUGUUCUUGUGCGCCAGGGUAUACUGGUUGGAAUUGCGAAAUAGCUUUAGAUGUAGAUGAGUGCGUGGGUAAUCCAUGUAUAAAUGAUGGUACAUGUAACGACGGAGUAAACGAAUAUACAUGUUCUUGUGCGCCAGGGUAUACUGGUACAAAUUGUGAAAUAGAUAUAAAUGAAUGCUCGGGUAAUCCAUGUAUAAAUGGUGGAACAUGUAAUAACGGAGUAAACGAAUAUACAUGUUCUUGUGUGCCUGGAUUUACUGGUAACAAUUGUGAAAUAGAAGUUCCUGGAGACGCGUGUCCUGAAGGAUGGACCGAAUUUGAAAGCAGUUGUUAUCUGUUUGUAUCUGGUUUUAUGACUUGGGAAGAAGCCAAGAGCGACUGCGAAUCUAAAGGUGCAUACCUUAUUGAGAUCACAAGCGAUGCUGAAAAUUUGUUUGCAAAUAAUUUGAUGGAUCAAAAUAGCAAAAAUUAUGUUUGGAUAGGAUUAAAUGACAGAACAACUGAAGGACAAUUCGUUUGGGAAUAUUCGGGAGAAACACCAACUUUCAGUCCACCAAACUUUGCUUAUUCUUAUGCUUUCAAUUCUGCGUUAAAUGAUUGUGCUUAUGCGUUUUAUAGCCCGCUGUAUAAUGUUUGGUACCUGUAUACUUGUUCAGGCGGCACCGCCAGUUAUAUUUGUGAACAAGCAUUGUGAACCAAGGCAGGAAGAAAUACAAACUGAAGAAUGAUGUACUAACUUAAAAGUUUUCUUGUGAAUUUUUCUCUGGAUACAAACCUAACACAAUUCAUGAUUUAUAGAAUAUUGCAAGUAGUUAUAUCAAUAAUAAAAUUGAUGUAAUGAGUAAA
This is a messenger RNA of Ruditapes philippinarum (Manila clam), 1468 nucleotides long. RefSeq names its product fibropellin-1-like. Lineage: Eukaryota; Metazoa; Mollusca; Bivalvia; Venerida; Veneridae. The record is from RefSeq and is a predicted model, not a curated record. Gene Ontology annotation, molecular function: calcium ion binding. Gene Ontology annotation, cellular component: protein-containing complex; plasma membrane. Gene Ontology annotation, biological process: heterophilic cell-cell adhesion; establishment or maintenance of epithelial cell apical/basal polarity.